GGUUAUCAUUCUGACGACGUGAUACAACUGUAUUAACGCUGCUUGAAACAAAUAUACUGUUUUCAUAGAACCUUCAAUAUGUUCAUUGCAAACACACUACUGCGCACACUUUCAACAUUGUGAUCAGUCCUUAUGCAUAGAUAUAUCAUGGCUUUUAUUCAAAUAAGUGAUGCGUGUGGCCUGUUGUUACACGUUAUUCAUUCGACACCCGUUUAGUGUAUGUGUCCCUUCAUGCCCCGUAACUCACAAUCUUUCAGCUUGCCGUGCAUGACCGUACCUGUUGUCCAUGACGAUUUGUGUAUUGCAGACGUAUUAUCAAAACUUUUGCCGGAUCUGAAAAGCAUUCUAUGAAUAUGGAAACCAAUGUUGAGAUUUCGGAAGAAAGCGAGCCAUCCAAACAACGUAUAACAUGGAGCAACACACUUGAAUGUGUUGCCUCAAUGAUCGGGUACUCAGCAGGAAUGUCCGAUUUCUGGAGAUUUCCUUACCUUGUGUGGAGAAACGGAGGUGGUGCAUUUCUACUAGCAUACGGGAUGACUCUGGUUGCUUGUGGUAUACCGCUGUAUUUUCUUGAAGUCGUCAUUGGUCAAUAUUCCGGAAAAGGACUUUUUUCCAUAUGGGGAUUCUUUCCACUGCUCCGAGGUAUUGGAAUUUCCAUCGCUCUACUGAAUCUAUGUUUUGUCAGCUAUAUAUCUACAAUGCGUUUCUGGCUACUAGAGUAUUUGAGACAGUCAUUCACGUCCGAACUUCCCUGGACCUCAUGCGGGAACGCAUGGAACACCAAUGCAUGCUUAACGUCGCUUGCAUUAUUUUCUUCGAGUGUCAAUGGAAGUUUACAGAAUACCACAGCACACACUACUGGUUACAUAAAUUUUACUGCAGCAGAGUCGGCGGAGGAAGAAUUCUUGAAAUACAAUAUUUUAUCACUGUCGAGUGGUAUAGACGAGGUGGGGUAUCUGCGGUGGACGCUCGUGUUAUGGGCAAUUCUUCUGAAAGUUAUUAUCGUUAUCAGUCUUUUGAAGAGCGUCAAGACCGUUGGAAAGCUGAUGCUUGUUACAACAUUUCUUCCCCUCCUCAUCGGAUUGGCGAUGCUGAUUCAAACGUUUAGUUAUGAAGGCGUCCAAGAUGGUAUACUGUUCCUCAUUACACCAGAUUUUACCAAACUUGCAGACUCCAGGGUAUGGAUAGAAGCAGUAUUCAUGGCCUUCUACAGUCUUGGCCCAGGGUGGGGCGGCGUCAUGAUGAUGGGAAGUCAUAUGAAAUUCCACAAUAAAUGUCUGAGAACUGUGAUGUUAAGCAUAUGCGGAGAUGUAUUUUUUGCGGUCUUCAACAGCUUUGUCUUAUUUGCUGUCCUUGGCGUGAUGGCUAACGCGAUUGGUGUCCCGUUCGAGGACGUUGUACAAUCUGGAAUGUCUAUCGGCCUUGUCGGCUACAGCCGGGCAUUGUCCUACCUUCCCGCGCCUUAUGUCUGGGCGGUGGUAUUCUUCUUUGCUGUUCUUAUUGUAGAUCUUGAUGCGGAGGUUGUGUGCACUGAGACGGUCGUGUCAUUCCUGGAAGGAUUCGGUGAUAAAUUAGGCCGACACAGUCAUCUGCUGUUCGUUGUGCUGACCAGUCUCGUCACGCUCCUCCUUAACCUCCCUUUCUGUACACAGGCGGGACAUUACAUGUUCCAGCUAGUAGAUUGGUAUCUACCUACAUGGUCGGUGGUAGUGAUAGCCUUAUUAGAGGUUAUCGCCAUCAUGUGGUUGUAUGGAGGCGAUCGCGUCGACUUAGGUGUUAAAGACAUGACUGGACGAAAAAUGCCUCACGUGUUCCGAAUUGCCGCAUCUUAUAUCACACCUGUCCUACUUAUGCUGCUGCUCCUGAUUAGCUUUGUCAAGUAUCGGCCACCGAAGUACGGCUCGUACGAAUACCCGGAGUACACACUUAUGAUUGGCUGGGUGAUAUCGUGCUCUGUUAUCAUUCCGAUACCACUUUAUAUGGUCUUCAAGUUCAUCAAGCUGCAUGGACCACUUAGGGAGAAAUGGAUAACCCUGACAGAGCCGAGUUUUGACUGGGGUCCUAGUGACCGUGCCCAUCGACUACAGUAUCUCCAGCGGUUACAAACCGAACGUUCCUGGCUAGACAUUGGGUAUUACAAUCUAACUGGUAGACAGCGUUUCCCUUCUAAAAGACAAUGUGAAGCUCUGGCACUGAAUUGAAUUGACUUAACAUUAAUUGCACACGCGCUCCAAAUAUGCUUAUCUUAAUCCGAAACAUGUUCUCUUAAACUAUAUUAUCAUCAUUUAUAGGUAUAAUCGUAUAUAGUCAUUUCAAUAUUGCAUUUAUCUACAAUUGUCACAAGUGGAUUGAAUUGACUUAACAUUAAUUGCACACGCGCUCCAAAUAUGCUUAUCUUAAUCCGAAACAUGUUCUCUUAAACUAUAUUAUCAUCAUUUAUAGGUAUAAUCGUAUAUAAUCAUUUCAAUAUUGCAUUUAUCUACAAUUGUCACAAGUGGUGUUCAGACAUUCAUGACAAAAUGCCAGUUGCCUAGUAUGACACCAACCACAAUAGAAUAAGAGAGUAAGAAAAAAAUAUGCAUUGUUUAGAAACCCUGACAAAAAAUGCCAUCAUUAAUUAAAAAUAAAUGGUUUUUUGUUUUGUUUUUUUUCUUAAAAUACCAUCAUGUGGUUUGAUUUUUGGUUUAUAUUGGGUAUAUCUAAUGUUAUUUUAACAUAAUUUGCUAUUCAAUUGAAUACCUCGAACAUCCAAUUAGGAAAAUUUGUAGGUAAAUUUGAUAACACUUGAUGCAUACAUUUACCAAGACUUCAAGAUUUUUAAAUCGCUCAGGACACACAAAGUGAGUAACAAGAGGUUAAUAUGAAAAAACAAUGUACAUGGCUUACAAGGUAAUAACAUGAAAAUAUGAAUGUGCAUGUAUAUACUAACGUAUUUAUAAGCAAUGUUAUUUCACAGUCAAUAUACGUAUUAAUAUAAUAAAAACAAUACAACAUGAAA
Pecten maximus is the source of this 2998-nucleotide messenger RNA. Its product is annotated as sodium- and chloride-dependent glycine transporter 2-like. The transcript is spliced from 14 exons. Gene Ontology annotation, cellular component: membrane. Gene Ontology annotation, biological process: sodium ion transmembrane transport. The coding region runs from base 348 to 2201 and encodes 617 amino acids. NCBI's taxonomy places the organism in Eukaryota, Metazoa, Mollusca, Bivalvia, Pectinida, Pectinidae. The record is from RefSeq and is a predicted model, not a curated record.